Molecule: messenger RNA, 624 nt
Organism: Cyprinus carpio (common carp)
Lineage: Eukaryota; Metazoa; Chordata; Actinopteri; Cypriniformes; Cyprinidae
Gene: smim1
Product: small integral membrane protein 1
Source: RefSeq, a predicted model, not a curated record
CAUAAAAUAUCUUGUAUAUUUAUUUAUUUAAAGCUGUUUGUGAAAUAUGUAUUUAUUCAUACUUAUUAAUACUAAGCCCACUUAACUCAGGGAACCUGACAAGCAGUUUAUUUUUAUUUAACCAGCACAGCAGGUAGUUCAGGGAUUUCAUUUAUGACAGGCUGUGAGCAAAGGUUUACCUGAAUGAACUCAUGGACCCGCUGCUCUUUAGAAAUGACAUACAUAAGACCGUGUCAGAGACUAAGGAUUUGAUAGAUUUAACAGUUUAUGUCCUGAGAACCUAGAGCUGGAGGGAAAUGGAGUCCAAUGAGGCCAGUGUUCAGUACAACCGCUGGAACGAAGACAACAUGAACAUACAAGUGCAUUCACAGUCCAGACUGAUUGGUCACUAUAACAGACUGUGCACCGGGCGACUGGGCAUUGUAAUGAAAGCGGCAGCAUCUUUGACCAUGAUGGUAGCUAUAUACAUUGUUGGAUACAUCACAGGAUACUACGUUCACCGAUGCUGAAAAGGACACUAUAUUGAAGGAACUGGCUGUUAUUUGAAACAUUUUGUCCAUCAAAGAAACACCUUGUUUUUUGCUGUUUAUUAUAGUACCAACAUGAAUAAAAUAUGUUUUUAAA